AAAGAAGGGCGCGUUCAUACUUAUCUCAAUUAAACAGUGAAUUCAAUAAGUAGUACAGUUCACAGAACACAUUGAAUUUCAACAGGGUAAGCAAACGCAAUGAAAUCUUCACUUCACCUUCAAGUUUUCUUGAAUUUCGAGCCUUAGACGCAUAGCAUAUACCAAAUCCCACACGCCACUGCAUAAAGGACCCACAUAUUUACAUGGUAUCCCUGUCUUUCCCUUCAUUUUCUCGUGAACUCAGUAAAGUUUGUUAUCUUUUUAUAUUCGUUCAGUUCUGGUAACUCUAUAUUGUUGAAAUCAAGAAACCCCACUUGUGAAUUUGAACUAAAAAUUGUUUUUUUAGUUGUGGGGUUUUCAAGAAAUGGAGUUAGGGCUGGUCACCCUUUUGAGAGCUGCAUGGGUUGCUGCAAUUUUGCCUGCUGUUAUUGCUUUGAUUCCUUCAUCAAAGCUUAGUUUUUUUCAACAGUUUGUGUUAGGAUUUGCUAAACGUGGCAAGAUUAUGCAGUCUUCAUCAAAUAAACUCUCUGUUCCGCAGAAACUCUUCAUUCACUUCUAUAUUCUAGCUUUUGUUUGGACAACACUUCUGAUAGCUGCUACCUGGAUUUAUGCUUAUUGUACAACGCCAAAGAUCUCGGAACCAAUGCUUUUUUCUAGUAUUGCUAGCCACUUGACUGGAGGAUCGCGUAUCUUCUCUUUACAAAGAUCUCAUAUAUCAAAAGAACACAGAAGCAGGAUUGCUGUAUCGAUCUUUCUGCUUUUAUUAAUGGAAGCUCAAGUACUGCGACGCCUGUUUGAGUCAAUAUACGUAUUUAAAUAUAGUCCUUCAGCCAGGAUGCACAUUUUAGGCUAUCUCACAGGUUUAUUCUUCUAUACAGCAGUUCCCCUCUCUCUUUGCUGCAAUCAUGCUACAGAGGUAUACAAGUUCGGGUUGAGUUUGAUUCAAGAGUUUAUUGUUAAAGGAAAAGAUAGGAUGCUAGUAACUGAGGUUGAUUGGCUGAGAUUUUUGAACCCUCUCAUGCAACUACGAUGGUACACAUGGAUUGGUGCAGCUAUAUUUUGUUGGGGUUGGAUUCAUCAACGCCGUUGUCAUGCAAUUCUUGGUUCAUUGAGGGAGAACAGAGAACACAACGAUGAUUAUUUAGUCCCUCAUGGUGAUUGGUUUCAAUAUGUUUCAUCUCCACACUAUUUGGCUGAAAUUGUUAUAUAUGCUGGCUUCGUGGUUGCUAGUGGAUGUUCGGACCUCACGAUAUGGCUACUCUGGGGAUUUACGGUGGCAAAUCUUUCCUUAGCAGCAGCAGAAACACAUAGAUGGUAUCUGCAUAAGUUUGACAACUAUCCUAGGAAUCGUUUUGCUAUUUUCCCAUUUGUUUACUAAUUAGUGCUUAAUGUCCAAGUUCUGCUAUAUUAUUUCUUUGUGCGGAAUUGUCUGUAUAUAUAGGUUCUGUAAGCUAGAUGUGAGUUGUUUCUUGGGUGCCAUGGAUAUAACUCUAUGGAUCUGAAUAUCGCCAGCUGUUUUACUGAGCACUUCUGGUCCUUA
Molecule: messenger RNA, 1540 nt
Organism: Lycium barbarum (goji berry)
Lineage: Eukaryota; Viridiplantae; Streptophyta; Magnoliopsida; Solanales; Solanaceae
Product: polyprenol reductase 2-like
Exons: 6
Coding region: 365-1378 (337 amino acids)
Biological process (GO): dolichol-linked oligosaccharide biosynthetic process; polyprenol catabolic process
Cellular component (GO): endoplasmic reticulum
Molecular function (GO): 3-oxo-5-alpha-steroid 4-dehydrogenase activity
Source: RefSeq, a predicted model, not a curated record